CGCUUGGUGUGCUAUACAGAAAGUUCAGGGUUGACCGUAUUUAAGCUACGACUGGUUUGUUGAGAAAAAAAAAAGUUAGCUUGUUUUGAUAAGAGCAAGGCUCUUCCGCGCUUUUUAAUGUUCCAGCUGCUGAUGUGCAAGGGCAAAUAAACUGCAACUUUAUGAAAGAAAGCUAAAUUCGACAUAAAAUGCCGAAAAAAAAGAAAAGUGCAGCGCAGAGCCCCGCGAGGACUUGUGGAAAUGCCAGCGACAGCAGCACGCGUACUAGCACCGAGCUAGACCUAGCAAGCAGUGCUGGAGGGUUUGAUUGCAGGGUGUCCUCACACUCCCACAGCUCUGGCAAAGAAGGCAUUGCGAACAGCAUGUUGGAGAUGUUUUCUCAUCUGGAUUCGGAAGUGAUUUAUAUGGUACUAUCUGAAUGCGACUUUAAAGCUGAAGUUGCGAUGGAUAUUUUGCUUGAGCUGUCCAAUGCUGCUGAAGGAGCCGCCCCCCCUGCACCUCUGUCAGGGUUUGAGUCUGCCACUGUCGGGACAUAUUUAACAGAGGAUUAUGAUUCUUUAAUAGAGUACGAGUUUGAGACGAUCUUUAAAAGGCCACAGCCUUCACAUUUACCAUCCAGUGCUUCCAGUUCUAGUAAUGAGUUGCCCGAACUUAUCAAAUCUAGCUUGUGCAACUAUUCUACAGACGAUCAGCACAUUUCUACUGAAGAGCAGCCAGCUGACAACACACCGCAUCAUGGGAACUUGAAUUUAGCUGCCCUUGCAGGUCAGAUCUCAUCACAGCCUGAUCAGGCCAGUUCCUGUGGUUCCAUGUUGACUGACUUUAGUUAUUUAGUAAAGGAGGUGGAAAGUGACAAACCCCCUUUAUCCUUUUCUGACGAUGUCACAUCUGUGGCCUUCAAAAGAUCAAAAUAUAAUGGCAAUCCCUUUUCCAUGAAAAGUAAGACUGUUUCAAGGGACGCCGACAACAACAGAGCUUUUGGGGGAUUUCCAUUUACAGAACCAGCCACUCCGCACCAUCAGCACAGAGUAAAUGGUAACAGUGGUACUAAUGACCGGAUUCAUUUCAAAAUGCCCAGUACAGAGAAAAACAUACAGGCAGCCACGGGCAAUGACAAUGACUGCAAUAGAUGGCCCUCUGAAGUUCACUUUCCUGGACCACACGUGUUUAUCACACCUGUCGCAAUGAGCCCGGUAUGGAGGUCUGGUCUUAACUUGAGAUCCUCCGGGAGGGCAGCUCCUCAUCUCAGCUCUGGAGCUUUUACCCCAGCAUCAUGGGGAGGCCAGCAUGGGACUCAGCCAGUGUCCGCCCCAGUGAGACCUCCACUGCAAGGCUCUGCCAAGAGAGCUGUGCUUGUGGGCAAAGUGCUAGUGCUGUUGAGAGGAGCCCCGGGCUCCGGAAAAUCAACUUUGGCCAGGAAUCUGUUGGAACAAAAUCCCACUGGGGUUAUUUUAAGUACAGAUGACUACUUCCUUUGCGAUGGACAUUACCAGUAUGACAGGACUGCCCUUGGGGAGGCUCACGAAUGGACCCAGAAGCGAGCUAAAGAAAGCUUCAAGAAAGGUCUUUCUCCAAUUAUAAUCGACAACACCAACAUUCAAGGUUGGGAAAUGAAACCGUAUGUUGCUCUGGCUCUCCAGUAUAACUACAAGGUGAUGUUUCGUGAGCCAGACACAUGGUGGAAAUAUAAACCACGGGAACUGGAAAGACACACUAAGCAUGGCGUUCCUAAGGAAAAGAUCAAAAGAAUGCUGGAGCAUUACCAACGUUAUGUUACUGUGCAAAAUAUAAUGGGUUCUACAAACCCUAAGGCAACUGAACAGAGAAAAGAUGUGCAGCCUUCACAAGAACAGGAAGGACCCGAUGAAGGUAGCAACACAUUAAUGAAACCCGAUGUCGUUGAAGAACCGCACUUCAGACCGCAGCCAGCCAACAAUGACUUCAAAGUCAAAUCAUUACCUGAUGUGUCAUCAGUGAAAGAAAAUAUCAAUACAGAUGACGGCACAUAUAGGAGCAGCUCUAAUACUCACUAUUUAAGUAAUGAUAGUGUACGGGUAGAAGGCCAAUCACAAUACCCAACUGUAGAAGACAAAUUAAAAGACAAAGGCUCUACUGAUGUAGCAUUAUGUUUAGAUUAUGAAACCAGUAGUAAAGGAAUAGACAGUAGAAAUAAUGAGGCCCUAUCUGACAACACAGGGGGAUUUGCUGCAAGGGAGGUUCCAGUAGCUUUCUGUGAAUCUAUUGGCCAGAGAGUUAGGUGGCAGAGGCGACGGAAUCAAGACGAAGAUCACCAAAGUGAUUUAAUGACACAUGAAGCUGUUAUGAAGUCUGAUCAGAGUAAUUCUGAAGAUGACAAUGCAAGCGAUGGGAAUAACUUUACAAGGCCAGAGUUACUUAGCUUUGUUGGAGACUGGCCUACACAUCAGAUACUGGGACAGAGAAACCAAAGAUCAAGGGGGUCACAGGCAUCACAGUGUGCCAGGGAAGAAACUGAAAGCCAUAUAGAUAAAAGAAAAGAUCAGAUGGGGAUAGAACUCAAGAAACUUCUAGACCUUCUACAAGACACAGCCAAAACGUCCAAUAGUGAGCAAUGUGAAGCACCAACCGGAGAUGUUCUUGAACAAGAAGGAUCUGCAUUGUGUUCAGAGCUUGAAAAAUUCAACCUGGAAAGCAAUGUGAACACUGAAGAACCGUGUAGGUCUUCUGAAACAAGUGUCAAAUUGGAGGAUUGUAGACCUGAGCUGUUAAACUUUGUUGAAGAUUGGCCUACUACUGCUUCAUCAAGGGAGCGUCAGCAGAGACUGAGAAUCGAAAAUGUUGAAGAGCACCCAAGUGUAGAAGAGAAAAAAGAGCUAGUGGCAGUCAAGGAAAGUAUAACAGUUGUUGAUAUCGGUGAAAGUGAUUCAAACAAAAGCAGUGACUCUGUAGGGGAGGUGCAAAGCUCUUUAGAUCGGAGUGAGUCACAAAUCGCAUGCACAAUUCAGCCUGUGAUAAAAGACGUUCGACCUCAGAAUAGUCGAGACAAAAAGUUUAAGCACAUUAGAAGAUCAGGCAAACAGUGUAAAUUGGCCCUAACUUUUACAAACAACAGUCCCACUUCCCUGAAAUCCGUUGAUGAAUCUCCUAAAACUCCCCCGUUUGAUGAAGUAAUCCCUGACUCUGUAACUGUUUCAACACAGGCCACUUCUGAAGAUUUUGCAUUUCUGUGGAGGGUUGAGAACCAAAAAGUGGAUGCAUCUGGAGUAAAAGUACUUCUUGGGAAUUCAAAUAAAUUUGAACCCAAGUGUUUGGACUCCGCAGUAUUACCUGAGCUUCAGCAAGUUCCAUAUAGAGUCGACCACGAUAAAGGCACACAGGUAGAAGAAACUGAAUUUGAUACAGAUGACAAACAUCAUAAUCUACAGAUCCUCAGUGAGCACUUUAAAUCCAUUUCUUUCGAUAUCUUACAAGACUUGUAUGAAAAAUGCAAUCAGGAUAUGGAGUGGACUACAAAUCUGUUAUUGGAUUCCGGUGAGCAGCUGUACAAAGAGGAUGAGGUUGUAUGCACAGAUCUGGAAAAUGCAGAAACUGUUGAAUCACCCACAGGUGUUUCCCAAAUACCCCUGGACGCUCUUAACCAGGAGUCCUCAAACUUAAGCAUUUUAAAUGAGCAUUCUGCCAGUUCUGCAGAUAAUCUUGAUGAUCAAGAGGUCCUAUCGGAAGGUCAGCCGGAAUUUGGGAUUGAGAACCCUGCUGAUGGUGGUUCUGUUAAAACCGACCUUUCCAUUGGACUUGAGGACUGCACAAGACAACUGAGUGUAGAGGGAGGGAAUUCUGACUGUCAGACAGCCAUGGAGGCCGGUACAAAUAAACUGAUGCCUGAGCAGUGUAAACAAACCGUCGGCGAAGACCCAACGUUAAAGGACAGCUUGGAGGCAGAAGCACAGUGUGCACUUUCAGAUGUAGCAGAAACCAGAGAGGGGCCAGGCAGCCUGGACCUGUCAUUGUUAUUGGAGUUACCGUCUGGAGAAAGUGAAGGGGAAAGCACUGAGGUACUGAAGCACCCUGCAGAGAAUCAGGCCAGCUCAACAUUGUCUUCAAGACCUGAAGAAAUGCCAAAACAGCCAAGCCAGAAGUCUUUAGGAUCCUUGAAUAUCCAGUCCUUAGAGCUGUGUUUACCUCCAGAACUGGCUUUCCAACUCAGUGAUCUCUUUGGACCAGUUGGAAUUGAUCCAGGUACUUUGUCGUUAGAGGAUUGUGUUGUCCAGAUAGACCUGAAUCUUGCUAAACUCAUACACCAGAAGUGGAAGGAAGCCAUACAAGAGCGUCAAAAACAAGAGGUUCUGUCUUACCAGCUACUUCAAGAAAGUAAGUGCAGCUGGGGUGGCGCUUCUGUCCCUGGGGCUGACGGUGAUAAUGCUUUUGGCCAGUGGGAGUCGUUGGAAGGGUUGCCCUUUAUGGAUCACUGGAGUGCUCAGGCACCCCAUGUCUCUCUCAAGGCCAUUAUGUCUGAGGAGAUGGCCUUGCAGGAGCAGUACAAGAAGGCUAAAGCGAAUCCUGUCUUGGGUAGAAAAGAUGGUGCCUCCAUGCUAAAAGAGAAACAGCUUUUUGAUACGUUUCCCAACAUUGAUCGUCAUUUCCUUAUAGAUAUCUUCAGGGAUAAUAACUAUUCCCUGCAGCAGACUGAACAGUUCCUGAAGUCUUUGCUUGACGAAGGACCUGUAAAAACGGUUGUAGCCCAAGGUUCCGUCCAUCGCAGCGAGACUCCCUGUCCGCAAAAGGAAAAGAAGCGAGCGAAGGAGGCCAAGGCGGCAGCAGUACACUUGCUGUUCCAGGACACAGAGGACCCUGAUUACGAUGAUUACAGGACUGAAGCCUUGAUUCAGCGGCGUAGUCAGCAGGAAUGCUUCAGCAAAGCAGCUGAAGCUUAUCGCAAAGGCAAGAAGGAAGUGGCAACUUAUUACGCACAGCAGGGGCAUCUUCAUGGACAGCAGAUGAAAGAGGCCAACCACCGUGCUGCUGUGAGGAUCUUUGAGAGAGUCAACGCCUCACUGUUACCACAGAACGUUCUGGAUCUCCACGGACUUCAUGUGGAUGAGGCCAUUCACCACUUGAAGAGGGUACUGCAAGAGAAAGUGGCAGAGUGCCAGCACAGCGGUGGUAAACCACACCUCUCUGUGAUUACGGGAAGAGGAAACCACAGCCAGGGGGGAGUGGCUCGCAUCAAACCAGCCGUUCUCGACUACCUCGCAAGCCACGGCUUCAGAUUUACUGAGCCGAAACCUGGCCUUGUGCACAUCUUGCUAAGAUGAGGGGUACAGGAUACCAGCAAACCAACUUCUUAGUAUUUUGAAGUGAAUAAAAACACAGGUGCACACUGGUACCUUUCGCCCUUUCGCUGCUGUGUUUUAUAUAUGUAUAAGAAAAGGGGAACCUAAGUACUGUAAAAAAAAAAAAAAAAAUUCUCUCUUUUUAGGGUUUAUGCCACAUUUUAGAGUCCUUUGUUUCAUUUCAUUUUAAACAUUUUUUGAAGCUGUUUUAAAUUAUAUAUCUCACACACACCUGGAAAGGUUCUUCUAAUUCUUUAAAAUAAAACAUUAAAACCAAAUGAGUAUCGACACCCAAAGGUAUUCAAAUUUAUAAUUAAAACAAACAAAAAAAUAAAUAAAUAAAUAAACAUAACCCUGUAAAUGCACGAAGUAAAUAAUGUAUAUGAUGCUGUCCUGAUGUUAGACAACCCUGUUGAAAAUCAAGUUGUUUUCAUGACACAAUAAUUGCACAACCAUUCACAUGCAAAUCAAUGUACCGUUAUAGUCCUGGACAUUAUCAAAUGAACUGUGCCCCUUGUAAGGUGCUACAGUAUCUGCUUUGUUGAUUCUUCUUUGUAUGUAUUAUGUCUUAUGAAGGAAGUGUACUACAUGUCUUUGUAAAUGGCGUUUCAGUCACGUAGUCACUUCAGUCGUAAUCCGAAAUGUAUUUCCAUUAUUGCUUUAACCCUAAUGCUUGCUUUGUUCUCAAAAUAUGGUUCUGUGUAAUAUGGCAGGGAAUUGGGUACCAUUUUAUUUUUUAACAGUUUGUCAGUGUGUUUAACUUGAUUUGUUUGUUUGUUUAUGCUUUUAGUGUGUUUUGAAGAUAUGUUUUAGUUUAAUGUAAACCCAGCUGGUGCUAAGAUUAUGUGAAUUCGAUUGUGGGAAAGCAUAGAUGAUACAGCCGAUGCUCAGUACCAGUGCUUAGUGGGUUAGUGUGAUAUCCUUGUAAAACUUUUCUAAAGCAGGGUUUGAACAUUUAAACUCAUGUUUUAUGGACCAGAUGUACUGCUAUAAUUAACCUACAAUGGAAUAUAUUAUAGUUAAGAUGUAUUUACCUCAUUUGAGGACAGGCUACUUUGUAAUUUUUGGAGCAUGUAUAACUGACAUUUUAAUUAUAUUGUCAUGAUAACUUACUCUAAUUUUGUUAAUCGCAAAAGUUAAGUCUGAAUGUAAUAUAAUCAAAUUGCAUAACUAUAGCUUCUGUUCUGCCCCCCCCCC
This is a messenger RNA of Polyodon spathula (Mississippi paddlefish), 6506 nucleotides long. RefSeq names its product NEDD4 binding protein 2 (gene n4bp2). Gene Ontology annotation, molecular function: protein binding. The record is from RefSeq and is a predicted model, not a curated record. The coding region runs from base 189 to 5291 and encodes 1700 amino acids. NCBI's taxonomy places the organism in Eukaryota, Metazoa, Chordata, Actinopteri, Acipenseriformes, Polyodontidae. The transcript is spliced from 16 exons.